Molecule: messenger RNA, 1952 nt
Organism: Melozone crissalis (California towhee)
Lineage: Eukaryota; Metazoa; Chordata; Aves; Passeriformes; Passerellidae
Product: gap junction gamma-1 protein-like
Exons: 2
Coding region: 73-1251 (392 amino acids)
Biological process (GO): cell communication
Cellular component (GO): connexin complex
Source: RefSeq, a predicted model, not a curated record
UGCCUGUGAAAUUACUCAGUGCCUCUUUGCCUGCCCCUUCCUUGCAGGAUUUGAGUCAACUGCCUGGUCAGGAUGAGCUGGAGUUUCCUGACGCGGCUCCUGGAGGAGAUCAACAACCACUCGACCUUCGUGGGCAAGAUCUGGCUGACCGUCCUCAUCGUCUUCCGCAUCGUGCUGACGGCCGUGGGGGGAGAGUCCAUCUACUACGACGAGCAGAGCAAGUUUGUGUGCAACACGCAGCAGCCGGGCUGUGAGAACGUCUGCUACGACGCCUUCGCGCCCCUGUCCCACGUGCGCUUCUGGAUCUUCCAGAUCAUCAUGGUGGCGACGCCGUCGGUGCUCUACCUGGGCUUUGCCAUGCACCGCAUCGCCCGCAUGCCCGAGGCCUCGCGGCGCCGGCCGCCGGCAGCCCGGCGGGCGCGCAUGCCCGUGGUGCGCCGGGGAGCCGGGCGAGACUACGAGGAGGCGGAAGAUGACAAUGAAGAAGAUCCCAUGAUCUUUGAGGAGAUCGAGGUGGAGAAGGAGAAGAGCCCGGAGGGCGGAGAGAAGCACGACGGCCGGCGCCGUAUCAAGCAGGACGGGCUGAUGCGUGCCUAUGUGCUGCACUUGCUGUGCCGCUCCGUGCUGGAGAUGGUGUUCCUCUUCGGGCAGUACCUGCUGUACCGCUUCGAGGUGAGCCCCUCCUACGUGUGCAGCCGCAGCCCCUGCCCACACACUGUCGACUGCUUUGUCUCCCGCCCCACUGAGAAGACCAUCUUCCUCCUCAUCAUGUACGCCGUCAGCGGGCUCUGCCUCUUCCUCAACCUCUGCGAGCUCUUGCAUCUUGGCGUGGGGCGUAUCCGCGAUGCCCUGAGCCGAGCCGAUGGCCCCCCACUCCCAGCUGGCGACAGCCCUGCACCACAAUACCCCAAGAAAGCCCCCAGCGCCCCCCCCACCUACCACUCCCUGAAGAAGGAGCUGCCGCAAGCCCCGCUGACCAACAGCAAGCUGGACUACCGGGAGAGCCUGGCCCAGGGGCGCUUCGCCCUGGCUGGAGCUCCCCCGGUGCACGAGCUGGACCGGCUGCGUGAGCACCUGCGCCUGGCCCAGGAGCACCUGGAGGUGGCCUUCCACCUGCAGCCCCCGCCACGGCCCCCCAGCCCUGCCCGCAGCAGCAGCCCCGAGGCCAACGGCAUCGCCGCCGAGCAGAACCGCCUCAACCUGGCCCACGAGAAGGGGACCGCCGCCUGCGACAGGACCACGGGGCUGUGAGUGUCACCAGGGACGACAGCGGUGUCUGCCGGAGUGGCUGCCACUGCCACCGUGGGAUAGGCGUCCUGCCAGGAGCACAGGGCAGAGGAUGCCUCACGCCUGCCCAGCCAGGCAGUCUGGACAGCCCUGUCCCGGUGGGCGGCAGAGGGGUCGGGGGCCAUGGGGUUCAUUCCUACUUAAUUUUCAAAAAGGGAAUAUCUUAUUUUUGUACGUUUUUAUAAACUCAUCAACAUGUGCACCCUGGCAUUUUUAUACUCCAUCCCAACCUCCACUCUGGGCCUGUGCCCCCCCAUCUCCUGUUUCACCCACUUUUCCUCCUCCCACACCCAUUUUCCCCAGCAUGUUGUUUUCACACCUCCCUGUGCCCCCCAUGCCCUCUGUCACCCAUGGCAGCACUGGCUGGUGCUGUGCAUGUGCCGGUGAUUUUGGUACGGCUCCCUGACGUGUGGGGGACUUAGGGGAGCAAGCUGGGGGUCUGGCUGGCUGUGCCAAGCUGUGGGACAGAGGGCUGGGCUGGCAUUACUUUUGGAGGCGGUGGGAGAGGUCCUGGUGGCACUGCACUGCCAGAAAGUGACUUUGUACCUUGGGGGGCCGUGCUGCGCAGCAUCCUGGCACGGGGCUGUGAGUUGCGUGGCUGGCCUGCUUGGAAAUGUCUGUGCAGAGGUCAGGGGCUGUUGUUCCCACUGCCUCCGCCCUGUCCU